AUUCAAGUCGAAGCUCAUAUCGAUAUCGCCUAAACUGUCAUACCCAUGGAAUCCUUUGCUUUGCUUCAUGGCGGCUUACCGUCUAAACUUCCCUUGCUUAAACCUUCCCCUAGCACCCCGAUGUCGGUGGUGCCUUCAUGGCUCUGUUUCAACGUUAGGAACCCACCCUUUUCUCGACUAUCGAAUGGUUUAAUAUCGACCCGUGUCUCUAUUGUGUCGACUUGGAAUCCCAAUACACGUGACAUGUUAUUAGCUCGUUGUGGGGAUGGGGAGACGUACUCAAAUGCCGAAGAAGACUCAUUGAAGGCAUUGCUAAGCUUAGUACAACCAAAAGAAAGUAAUUCAUCAACAUUAGUGAUUGCUUCCACCAAGAAUGAGGCAUUGAAGUUGGUCGUCGAAGAGAAGUACGGUGAAGGAUUGUGCCAUACGAAAAAAUUAUGCUCUUCCGCUAAGGUUGAAGUUGUCUAUGAGGCUCGGCUGGCACAUCUCCAAAUUCUCAUACGUUUGGAUGAAUACAACAAGGCUCUAGAAUUUCUAGAGGAGAAGGACAACUUUCCUCAAUCUAAAGCAUUUGAAGCAACACUUUCCCUUUAUAAGGCUGUGGUUCAUACGAUGUUAAGCAAGAAUGGUAAAGCAGAAGAAUGGUGGAAUACGUACCUUGUUGAAAUGAGGAGUUCGAAGCUCAUUGUAGAAAUACAAAUUCAGACGGGUUCUUGACGAGUGCUAAGAGCCGAUUGAAGCCAUUGUUGAACUUAAAAUCAUCCAAUGUGAAACAUGGCUCAUUUGUUAUUCAACAUUAUUCCCUCUAAGAAAUGAUGUAGGCAGUCGUGAAUGGGGAUUAUGAUGCAGUAAAAUGCUACAUGGAAAACUUAUGUAACGAAGUAAGAGACAACCGAGAGGAGGCAUUAGAGGCGCAAAUCGCAUAUAUCCAGAUUCUUAUA
Cucurbita maxima (winter squash) is the source of this 941-nucleotide messenger RNA. RefSeq lists its product as uncharacterized. Lineage: Eukaryota; Viridiplantae; Streptophyta; Magnoliopsida; Cucurbitales; Cucurbitaceae. The record is from RefSeq and is a predicted model, not a curated record. The coding region runs from base 46 to 717 and encodes 223 amino acids. The transcript is spliced from 5 exons.